Messenger RNA from Musa acuminata subsp. malaccensis (wild Malaysian banana), 3543 nucleotides. RefSeq lists its product as uncharacterized. NCBI's taxonomy places the organism in Eukaryota, Viridiplantae, Streptophyta, Magnoliopsida, Zingiberales, Musaceae. Gene Ontology annotation, molecular function: protein binding; protein kinase activity; ATP binding. Gene Ontology annotation, biological process: protein phosphorylation. The record is from RefSeq and is a predicted model, not a curated record.
UCGAGUAUUUUGAUCCGCUCCAUUCGGGGAAGAGAAAGAGUCAUGGAGUCGCCGGAGUGCCCGGUUUGUCUGGAGCCGUACGACGAGAGGUCCACGGUGCCCCGUGUCCUCGCCUGCGGCCACUCCGUCUGCGAGCAGUGCAUCGCCGCCCUACCCACGCCGCUCUCCGCUCUCCCCGAUGCCGUCCGCUGCCCCGCCUGCAACCAGGUCGUCCCCUUCCCCCGUUCCCUCGGCUACGAUGCGCUUCCCAAAAACAUCGACCUUCUCCGCCUCAUCUCUUCCUCCUCUUCUCACCCUCUGUUCCCUUCUUCCGCGUCCGAUGCCAAAUCCAAACCGUCUUCUGCUCUGGAGUUUUCCCCCCUGUCCGGGGACCAACGCCUCCUCUACUCUACCUGGAAAUAUACAAUCUUGCCUCCGGACGCCAUCUCUCCCGUUCCCGCUGAAGGUACAACGGCCGAGCUUUUGGUGGCAACCAUGUCCUCGCCUCUCGGCGGUCCCUGGUUCUCGUCCACGAAUCAGCUCGUGAGUCUUCUGCCAAUCGUUACGGCCUCGUCUUCGUCUAAAGAACCUGGAUGGUUUCGUCUCAGUUACACGGCGAGCGUGGUGGAGGCUAUGCAUGAAUUGGGAGAUCGGGUGAGAGACGAACUGCGUUUUCUUGCGGAGGCCACCUGGAAGGAAAGACGGGGCCUUUGUAGGGUUUACGGGUUCUGGAUGAACCCGGAAAAAGAAAGAUCUAAUCUUUACUUGGUUUCUGAAAGCUUUGAUCGAACCCUUUCAGAUGUUUUGAAAAAGAAGAGGAAGCUUAUUUUAUCUGGAGGGAGUGUUGAGAACUUUCUUGCAUUUGGGAAGACGAGUUUGGACCUAUGUGAAGCAGUGAUGGGUUUGCACUCGCAGGGCAUCAUCUGUGGUUGCUUGAUGCCUUCCUGCAUCUGUUUCGAUGAGUCUGGACAUUGCCUUAUUGAUUUAAACAAAGUUUUGCUAACAGGAAGGCAAAUUUGGCAAGCUGUCAGUUCUUGUGCACCCAAUGGAGGAGGGGAUAACUAUGGCGAGGCCGAGAACCAAGUGUUUAUAAGCCCUGAAGUACUUCUUCAGGUGUAUGAUGAGGAUGCCAGCAAUUGUGGAUUUAAAGGUGCUCUUGGAUAUGGCUCGGAUGUGUGGUCAUUGGCCUGCAUCUUAGUCAUACUUGUUACUGGUGAUGAGUUGCCUGCAACACAGGUACUCAAUGGUUGGUUUUGUGUCUUUGAUAAAGGGAAACACGAGAAUUUUGUUGAAUCAUAUGAUGCAUGGAAGGUGAUAGUGGUCUCUAAGUUGGAAAUGUUUUUGCUGGGCACUCAAUUUGAACCGUUGCUUCAUAUUCUCACAUCAUGUUUGAGUUAUGAGGUGCAAAACCGACCUCAAGUAUAUGAUAUUUGGCACUGCAUUCAGCGUCCUUUUGUAGAAAAUUUUCUUUAUGAUCUUCAUCCUUGGGAUGGACUUGUAGCAAAAGAUACUUUCUUAUGCUGCUUAGUUCUUGGGAAUUUGUUUUCCUUACAUAAAAAUUCCCCAAAUGUUUCCCCAAGGGAAGUGAACUCAAGUGUUUCUAAGAAUGUUUCAGAUGUUGCAAUGAUAGGGAGCAAUGUUUCCGAUGGGGAGCAUUUGCAGCAGGAGAAAAUUGAUGGAGACUUUGUCAAAGGGCUGUAUGGAGGUCACUUGAAAUCUGUGUCUCUUCAGGGCCACAAGGAUUGUGUAACUGGGUUGGCUAUUGGCGGGGGCUUUCUGUUUAGCUCUUCAUUUGACAAGACAAUCAAUGUGUGGUCCUUGCAGGACUUUUCUCAUUUUCAAUCUUUAAAAGGCCACGAACACAGAGUGACGGCUUUACUUGUUUCGGAUGAUGGAAACAAGCCAUUUUGCAUAAGUGGUGACAGUGGAAGUGGUAUUUUCCUUUGGAGCAUUGGUCCAUCUCUCGGUCAAGAGCCAUGGAAGAAAUGGUAUGAGCAUAAUGAUUGGCGUUAUAGUGGCAUUCACUGUUUGGCUGUUUCAGGAACAGGAUACCUCUAUAGUGGUAGUGGAGACAAGUCUAUAAAAGCUUGGUCCAUGCAGGAUUACUCCCUUUCAUUCACCAUGGUUGGCCAUAAAUCAACGGUAUCUUCUUUGGCAGUUGCUAAUGGUUUUCUUUAUAGUGGAAGUUGGGAUGGUACCAUCAGAUUAUGGUGGCUCCAUGACCACAGCCCCCUGGCAGUUUUAGGGGAUGAGGCACCAGGAAAUUCAACCCCUAUUUUAUCGCUUUCAGUCAAGAGCAAUUUGCUUAUUUCAUCCCAUGAAAAUGGAGUUCUAAAGGUGUGGAGUAAUGAUGUGCUUGUAAAAUCGGAGCAAAUUCAGGGUGGUGCAAUUUUUGCACUUUACAUUGACAGAGGUUCAAUUUUCGCUGGAGGAUGGGAUAAAACCAUCCACAUACAGGAGUUGUCAGAAAAUGAACUAGAAGCAGACAUUGGUACUAUUGCUUCCAUCAAUUGUGACUCAGUUAUAACUUCUCUUUUGUACUGGCACGGGAGACUUUUUGCCGGAUUCUCCAAUAAGGAAAUCAAGGUGUACUACAAUCCUAUAUGAUGAUCGAAUUAUCUGAUCUGCCUCAACAAUUUUGUUAAGUGCAUGCUUGCUAAGACAUGAAAACACAAAAAAGUAUAUCACAUACUAGUGUACAUUUUGUAUACCAGAAGGUUUAUACCUCCUAUUGGUGGCGAACCAUUAAAUGGUUUGUUUUCUCUCUUGUAAAUAAUAAUAGAGUUUACUCUAAAUAUUCGAUGCUCCUGGAAAUCAGAUGUUUGUCGAAAUGUUACACUUCAGGGUAUCAAGUGCAUGGCUUACAUAAGAUCAUACUGGUUCUGUCCAAUUUCUGCUGCUGUUGGUGUUAUCACAACAUACAACCAUUGAUAGGUUUCAGGAGUCCAUUUCAUCCGUGGAAUUCAUAUAUCAGAUGACCAAGUGCUGAUUUACUUGGACACCACUGAUCUGGUUGAUUCUGAAUUUGGUAAUGCUUGUGAAAGACAAGGAUUGUGACUAUCAGCAGUCAUUUAGGGAUCAGAUAUGAUUUCUUGACUGUUGUAUGAUCAGGUGGAAGCUUCUUAAUUAAAAAUUUAGACUUAAAGACCUUUUCGACAGGGAAACAUGAAUGGAACUGAACCAUUCAAAUCAUCUGGUAUCAUGAUUGCUGCCGUCACCGUGAGGGAAAAUUGACCUUGAGAUCUUUGAAACGAAUAAGUUUGUAUAUGGUUUGCAUUUUGCAGAAUGCUGUAGCAUUUACUGGAUAUGAAGGAGACCCUGCAUGGGAUGGCAUGACAAAGCUAAAGGAAGGACAUCAAGAGCACCAAGUUUAUGCGAGGAAUGCGAAUUAAUGGAAGAUAACUUAGAACCUCAUUUUAAGGUGUGUAAGGAACUGCCUUCGAUGACAAUAAUCAGGUACAAAAUCCAUUUCGACUGGAGUGGCCUGUGUUACUUAAGCAACUCUUUGAGAAUGUAUGGACCUCUUUUGUCGUUUGAAUCUUACACUAGGUCUUUAUCGGUUAA